CGCGCUGGAAAGUUCCGAACACCCCUGCUCCAUAGUUUAUUUUUUCCCAUCACCAAGUGUGCUAAGGUCACAGCACCACUGGUCGGGCGCAACUCAGAAUAGUACUUUCGACGCCGUCACGAUGGAUGCCUCGCAGGAUUUCAAGUCCUUGCAGGAGAAGAUCCAAUCCUCCCUGGUAGCUACGACGAGGACGGUCAACGGCCUCGCAAACGAGGAUCUCUCCUUCCAGCGUACGGUCAAUCCCUCGACUAGCGCCCGACUCGAUGCGACCAGCGAGCGACUGCUACGGCUAGCCAGCGACGUGCUCAAAUCGGCGGGGAAAUUCACCGGGCAAACGGUGCCGUCGAUUGAAGAUGCAGACGAUGUAGAUAUCAGUUGGAAGGGCAUCCUAGACGUGGUCGACUCCCUCCUCGAGAAGACGGAUACCUGCCUGGACGAGUACACCGGUCUGGUCAAGAGGAAGGAUGUCCCAGCUGCCGAAUCUGGCCCUGCGCCGAAGAGGCCCAAAACGAACGACAGGCUAGAGUGGUCAAUGAAACGAGCCAACAUCAUCAAGCCGCAGAACGGGUUUGAGCGGAAGGUGGAUAACUAUGAUACCGGCCCCUGGAGGCCGCUCUUGACCACGAAGCCACACGCGACUGUUCCUCUCAAGCAGAGUCUUGAAACUCUCGUCGACGAAGAGCACCAAACACAAUACAAGCAUCCCUAUGAGACUGAGAUACAGGAGGCGAAAUACCCGGCACGGGUCUACGAGAAGGCCGAUCCUAUCAACUACCUUCCUGUCGAAACCACUUCUGCUACGUGGGUUGACACGUAUGAUCAAGUUCUGGAGAUGCUGGAGGAACUGAAAAAGGCCAAAGAAAUCGCCGUGGAUCUUGAGCAUCAUGACUUCAGGUCAUACCCCGGCCUCCUAUCUCUCAUGCAGAUCAGCACCCGAGAAAGAGACUGGAUUGUGGAUACCCUUCAACCAUGGCGACACAAGCUUGAGAUUCUCAACGAGGUCUUUGCUGAUCCAAACAUCAUCAAGGUAUUCCAUGGCGCAUUUAUGGAUGUCAUAUGGCUUCAAAGAGAUCUCGGUCUGUAUGUCGUCGGGCUUUUCGACACCCACUACGCCAGCACCGCUCUCGGAUAUCCCGGGAGGAGUCUCGCAUAUCUACUCCAGCGAUUUGUGGAUUUCGAUGCAGACAAGAAGUACCAAAUGGCGGACUGGCGGAUACGGCCUCUCCCAGAGGAGAUGCUUUACUACGCUCGCUCGGACACGCACUACCUCCUUUAUAUCUACGAUAUGGUUCGAAACGAGCUUAUUGAGCGGUCAGCCAGCGGCGAUUCCGAGAAGGACGUCGAAUGGGUCGUACAAAAGUCCAAGGAGGUUUCGUUGCAGCGGUACGAGACUCCCAUCUGCGACGUCGAGACCGGACAAGGCUCCAGAGGGUGGUUCAACAUGCUGGCGAAGUCACCAUCACUCCUCAGCCGCGAACAGUUCUCCGUUUACAGGGCUGUCCACAAGUGGCGGGACGAUAUGGCUCGCCUCCAUGACGAGAGUCCGGCCUACAUCAUGUCUCAGCGCAAUCUUGCCGACGUCGCGAGGAUGAUGCCCUCCGAUCCAAAGGCAUUGUGGAGUCUCCUGCACAAGGAUAGCCAGGUCAUCAAGUCCCGCCUCGACGAGUUGUUCGCUGUGGUUAAGGAGGCCAAGGACCGAGGCGUCAAUGGUCCAUCCAUGAUGGAUUUCCUCCGGGGUGACUCCAUGGGGGCUGUGGCGAAGAACGUUUUUGGGGAUCUGCGCGGGCAGAAGGACAAGGGAGAUCAAGCAAUCCCAGACGCAAAGGAGUUGCGGAGCGAGCGUUCCCAGCUAUGGGGCACCGUGCCUUUAAGUUCGGUCUGGGAUGGCUCAAAGCCAUCCCCGAGCCCUGCGGACGCGUCAGAGAUCUCGUUGCCCUGGACGAUAUAUGUCCAGGACAAGAUCUCUGCUGGUAAUACAGCGGCCGAUGCAAACGACCAGGUUGAAGCCAGGCAACCUGAAGAAGCCGUCCUCUCCGCCAACAGUGCGAAUGAGGCGGCUGCAGUGGAGGAUGAUGGAUUCACCCUCAAAUCUGGGCGGAAGCGCAAUAUCGAAGAAGUAAACUCUGACUCCUAUUCCGAAUCAGAGCCGAGUGCCGAAGCAGCGGAGAGUGAGAGUGAGUCCAAGCAAGGCGGUGUAGACGACUCAGUAUCCGACGAGGAGGCUCAGGCCAAGGCCCAGAGGAAGGAGGCCAGGAAAGAGCGCAGGAAGGCGUCAAAGGAGGCAAAAGCCACAGAGAAGGCGGAGCUCAAGGCCCAGAAGGCAGCUAGGAAAGCGGCUCGCAAGGCGGCAAAGGCGGCAGGCAGCGAACCAGAAGCAUCUGAGCCUUCUGGAGAGGCGGAAGACCAGCCGUUCGACUACAGCAAGGCGCAAUCGGUGCUCCAUGCGCAGCGUGCUAACGGCGGCCGCGCAACAUCAUCGAGAGUGUUUGAUCCGUAUGUGGCAAAGACUGGUGGUGAUGGUGGUCUGAAGGGUGCUAGGAACAUGAACUACCAGAAGCCUGGGAAGACAGCCACUUUCAAGAAAUGAGGGGCAUAUGGUCCUCGUAGGUUCCAUCCGCAGAGUCUCUGGUUUAUGGGCCUGCCGUUUCAAGGCUGAUGCCGGCUACCCCUCUGCUAUGAGGAAGAUGCCCACAGUUUAGCCAGUUCUUAGAUACCUGGAGAGAAUAUCAUUGCUUGGAGCUCGCCCUUCCGGAUACGGAUGGGAUUGUUGGAUGUCAGCAUUAUACGACUAUUUUGGCCA
Messenger RNA from Phialemonium atrogriseum, 2800 nucleotides. Its product is annotated as ribonuclease H-like domain-containing protein. The record is from RefSeq and is a predicted model, not a curated record. Gene Ontology annotation, molecular function: 3'-5'-RNA exonuclease activity; nucleotide binding; single-stranded RNA binding. The transcript has 5 exons. NCBI's taxonomy places the organism in Eukaryota, Fungi, Ascomycota, Sordariomycetes, Cephalothecales, Cephalothecaceae. Gene Ontology annotation, cellular component: nucleolus; nuclear exosome (RNase complex). Bases 122 to 2587 code for a protein of 821 amino acids. Gene Ontology annotation, biological process: nuclear polyadenylation-dependent antisense transcript catabolic process; TRAMP-dependent tRNA surveillance pathway; poly(A)-dependent snoRNA 3'-end processing.